Messenger RNA from Polypterus senegalus (gray bichir), 2531 nucleotides. RefSeq names its product tripartite motif-containing protein 16-like. Lineage: Eukaryota; Metazoa; Chordata; Cladistia; Polypteriformes; Polypteridae. Gene Ontology annotation, molecular function: protein binding; zinc ion binding. Bases 34 to 1800 code for a protein of 588 amino acids. The record is from RefSeq and is a predicted model, not a curated record. The transcript is spliced from 7 exons.
GAUUCUCUCUGCCUGCCUCUCCUCAGACUGACGAUGGCUGAAGCCCUGUUGUUUGUAUCACAGGAUGAGUUCACCUGCUCGGUGUGUCUGGACACCCUGACUGACCCUGUGUCACUGCAUUGUGGUCACAGUUUUUGUCUGAAGUGCCUCACGGACUGCUGGGAUCAGAGCCAAGAGUGCACCUGUCCUCAGUGCAGAGAAAACUUCAGCACAAGGCCUGCUUUGCAAAGAAACACUCUGCUGAAUGAAGUCAUCAAGAAAUUAAAAAAGAUGUCACUCAGUCCUCCUCCAUCAAAUAAUUUUGCCAGCCCUGGAGAUGUGGAAUGUGACUUCUGUACUGGGAAGAAGUUCAGAGCGGUGAAGUCCUGUCUAACCUGCAUGGCCUCUUUCUGUCAGACUCACCUGCGGCCUCACUAUGAAGGCAAUGCCUGGAAGGGACACAAGCUGGUUGAUCCUGAUAGAAAUCUGAAGGAGAAACUCUGUGAGAAACAUCAGAAAUGUCUGGAAGUAUUUUGUAAAACUGAUGAGACGUGUAUCUGCGUGAUGUGUGGAGUGACUGAACAUAACAGUCAUAAAAUGGUCGAGCUGGAGACAGAAAGAGAAGAAAAAGAGAAACAGACACUGAGUGACAUCAAGAGGAGACUUGAGGAGAGAGAGAAGACACUGAAGGAGACGAGGAGGAAGACGGAGGAGAUGAAGGUGAGUAGAAUAGGAAGACAACACUUCAUAUCAAAGAGAUUGGCCAGGAUGACUAGCUGGCCAUAUUCCACAAUCUCUUUACAAAGAGAGGUGGAAAAAAAUGAGAAGAGCUUCAUUGCUCUGAUACGGUGCAUUGAGGAAUCCCAAAGGAAACUGACUGAGAGGAUCAAAGAACAUGAAAAGAGUGAAAUGGAGAAGGCUGAAGGAGUCAUGGAGCAACUGGAGAAGGAGAUCGAGGAGCUGAAGAGGAGAGAAGAUGAGCUGAAGGAGCUUUCAGAGACCAAGGACCAUCUCCACUUCCUGCAGACUUUCUCAUCUCGCUGUGUCCUUCCUGCUGAUGGAGACUCGCUGAGCUUCACUGUUACCACAGAUUUCUCAUCUGAGAACCUGAGAAAGGAGCUGUCAGGUCUGACAAAGAGUCUGGAGAAGAUCAGCCUGUGGGUCAUCAUGACAAGGACUCCAUCAGCUCAUGAAGCUCCAGUUUUCGCCCUCCAGCCUUUGUGCUCAGCCCCCAGUCCCGUUACACACUCCCAGAUUUCCUCACUCGUUUUCUUUUCUUUCCUUUCAGACUUCUGUCCCCUCACACUGGACAUCAACACGGCACACAGAGACCUCUGUCUGUCUGAAGGGAACAAGAAGGUUAGAUAUGGGAGGACAAAAGCUGAAUAUCCUGAUCAUCCUGACAGAUUUGACCACUUUGCCCAAGUUCUGUGCAGAGAGGCUCUGACUGGGACUCGCUGUUACUGGGAGGUGGAGUGCAGUGGAGAUGACAUGCAGAUUGGAGUCGCAUAUAAAGGACUGAGCAGGAAAGGAGAGUACUGGAAGUGUGGCCUUGGAUACAACUGCAAGUCCUGGAGUUUGCGGUGGUCUGAUUCCCAGUACUCUGUGUGUCACAAUAACAAGCAGACUGUAAUCAGUGCCCCCUACAGCCCCAGAGUAGGUGUGUAUCUGGACUGGCCUGUUGGCUCUCUGUCAUUUUAUAGCGUCUCACACACAAUGACCCUCCUGCACAGGUUCAACACUUCCUUCACUGAGCCCCUCCAUCCAGGGUUUAGUCUUCAUUAUAACUCCAGUGUAACAAUCACCCAUCUGAAACCAUGAGUCCACUGAUUAGUACCCUCCACUGGUCACUUGUUAUCCCCACAACCUUAGGUGUCUUUGUGUUUGUAUUAUGGGGUCAAAAUGAAUUUUACAGGAUGACUGGGAGGGUAGCACCUCUGUGAGUUAAUUUCUGGAUGAGAAUGCAGGGCGAGUGCGGCUACCAGGGUCUCCAUUAUUAUUGGGUUUGAGUAGCCAAUCAGGUGUGUGUGUCAUAAUGAGGGGCGGUGACACCUUAGACCUACAAAUACCAGUCUGACCAGCAGGGGUCACUAUUUAUUCACGGUCACAUGUCCUUGAGAUUGACUACCCAACUGCUGUGUCCUCUGAGUGUCACUGAAUGUCACCUGUUAAGUCAGUCUAUAUAGCGCCUUUCAGUAGUGCUGCUCCAGCAGGACCACAUGCCUGUCUCAGUAUCAAGAUCCUCAAUCCAGUGAAUAGUUAGGAGCACAGAAUUGCAAAAGUGACUGGAGUGCUGGGCUCUGAACAGACAUUGUCUGUCCCUCUAUUAGUUACUCCGGUGGUCUGUCACCUCUGAAUAAAUUCACUGUGAAUGUCUAAAGACGAGGACUUACCGCUCAGUCCCGUGUCGGCCAUAUGAUCGAAUACAUUUUUCUUUAAUAUUUUAUGUCACUCUCCUGAACAACACUUUUAAAGUCUCCAUUCACAUGUGCAUGCUAAGUUUGGCACACAGGGGCUCAGCAUUUUGAAUUGCCAACCAAGCAUAGACUAGA